AUGUCACCUGUGAUCUUCAUCAUCCCCGGGUUCUACGAAGGCCCUGCCGUCUUCAAACCUCUGGCCGAUGCUCUCGCCACUCGCGGCUUCAGAACUGUGACGUCAAGCAUCAGAAGCACAGGUACCACGCCUCCGAAUAAUCCGACUAUGGACGAUGAUAUCGCUGGUGUCAGACAAGACCUUGUUCCUGUAGUAGAACAGGCGGGCGACGAUGGCGUCAUUGCUGUUAUGCACUCUGCGGCUGGAUUUAUCGGGAGCGCUGCUCUCAAGGACCUUACUCGGAAAGCCCGAGAUGCCAAUGAAAAACCUGGUGGAGUGCGAAAGAUCAUCUUCUUCACCGCUGGCGUUCAGCCGGAGGGAUUUGAACUGAGUCAACUACCUUUCUUCGACAUUAAUGAAGCGAAUGGUACACAGUCAUGCAAAGACCCCAGAAGUCUACUUUUUAGCGACCUUCCAGACGAGCAAGUUGAUAAGUGGCUUCCCGGACUUCAGCAUCAGCCUUUCACGGGAUACUCAACAAAGUUGCAGUACUGUGGCUGGAGAGACGUACCAAGUGUCUAUAUCAUUUGUGAAGGGGACAAGUUACUUCCUGUUUCUUUCCAGGAAUCCGGCGCCAAGCUAGCGGGUAGUGAGAUUGUCAGACUUGAUGGUGGUCAUAUGGUUCAACUGACCCAGACUGAGAAGUUGACAGAUAUCAUAAGUUCGAUCAUUACUUGA
Fusarium sp. VM40 is the source of this 717-nucleotide messenger RNA. The record is from the annotation of a GenBank genome assembly. NCBI's taxonomy places the organism in Eukaryota, Fungi, Ascomycota, Sordariomycetes, Hypocreales, Nectriaceae.